This is a messenger RNA of Thamnophis sirtalis, 777 nucleotides long. NCBI's taxonomy places the organism in Eukaryota, Metazoa, Chordata, Lepidosauria, Squamata, Natricidae. The record is from RefSeq and is a predicted model, not a curated record.
GGGCAGAUGCUAUUCCUUCGGCAUCCCCGUGGCUGCAACCCCGCCGGAGCGCGUCCGGGCUGCCCGGCUGCAGGGGACGGUGCAGCGCCGGUUGGAGGAGGCGCCUUGGGGCGCUCGGGGCCGCGUCCUGCCGCUGCUCUGCUACGGGCGCGGCGGAGCGCUGCUGGAGAAGGGCUUCUUGGUGCAGGACGAGCGGGGGCUGCCGGAGACGCGAGCCUUUCUGGACGAGCUCCUGCGGGGCCUGCUGCUCCCGGCUCACCUGUGCGUGUACGAGGAAGGCGAAGGCGGCCGGCUGGGCUGCACCUGGUGGGGCUUCCAGGGGGCGGGGAAGGAGAGCCAGCUGCUGGGCAGAGCGAACGUGGUGGCCGCCGAAGAAGCGGACUUCCACCCGGCGGUUCCUCACCACCUGGGCGACACCGUGUUCAGGUCUCGGGAAGCUGCCCGACAAGUGCUGGAAGAAUGCACUUCAAUAAUUCCUGAAUCCAGACUGGUUCUAGAACUCGUGGAUAAGUGUCCUAAACAUCCAAAGAAAGGAAACUUUCCUCUAAUCGUUAUUGAAGGACUAGAUGCAACAGGCAAGACAACAGUGACCCAUUUUUUGAAAGACUCCCUGGACGCCGUACUCUUGAGGACUCCUCCAUCGUGCGUUGGCCAGUGGCGGAAGAUUUUUGAUGAUGAACCACCCCUCAUACGGAGAGCCUUCUAUGCACUGACUAACUACAUUGUGGCUUCUGAAGUAGCCAAAGAAUCCUCUAAGUUUCCAGUGAUUCUAGACAG